CCGGCCACACCUGCGGCGGGGGAAGCGCUGGGCGCAGACGGGGCGGCGGCGGCGGCAGCACCAUGACGGUGGGAGCGCGGCUGGGCAAGGCGAGGAGCCGCUUCUCCCGCCGUGGCACCGGCGACGACCGGGUCAACAUCCUGCCCGGCGGCGAGGAGGAGGAGGAGGAGGCGGCGGCGGCGGCGGGGGGGAGCAGCGCGGUGGCCCCACGGCCGGUGGCGCUGGAGGAGGAGGAGGAGGAGGAGGAGGAAGGCGCUGGCCGCAGGAAGGUGCGCUUCGCCCUCCUGCCCGACGCCUACGAGCCGCUGCGGCCGCCGCGGGCCCCCGGCAAGCGGCACUACGGGAAGCGGCUCAAGAAGUACGGCAAGAAUGUCGGCAAAGCUCUGCAGAAGGGAUGCCGCUACUUGGUGGUCGGCCUGCAAGGACUGGCAUCGGCUUAUUCUGCUCCCUUUGGAGUGGCAGCUCAAGUGGCAUCCUUCAUCCGCUAGUGCAGCCCCAUCAGCAAGGACAUGAGGCCACUUAGGGUUAAAUCUGAGCCCUGCAUCUGAGAAACCUCUUGGACAAACAGCCCCAGCGCCUCCACCAAUCUGGGGGAACCCAGGACUGAGCGCUCCUCUCGGCAAAUACUUCCAGUGCUGCACUAAAUCAGAUCAGGUCAAAGAAAUACAAGGAUGAGGAAAUAAUCUUCCACAAAUGGAGCUGAAGUUUGUUCUCGGACAAGAGUUGGUUUUCUAGAGCUUUGUGCUGUAUGUGGAAGGGAGCCAAGGAUGGGGGGGGAAAGCAAGUAGAUGAGGGAAAGAGAAAUGAAGGAAAAUAGAGGAUGGGGAGGUGGAGAUCAGAGUCUGGCUGAUGAGAGGAAUUCCUCCAAAGCGAUGGAGGAAGCAGAUAAUGAAGGAUCAGGAAAAGGUAGUCUUUGGUUUUCUGAGGUUGUUUUGUUGGGUUAAGAUUAUGAGUAUAUUAAAAAUAUACUUGGAUAUGAAUGGACUGUGGUCUGAGACACGGACAGCUUUGCUGCAUCAUGAUUGUUCAUUUCAAACACUGGGCAUCGUGAGCCGUUAACUGUUAAGACUGAUCUAAAAAUCCAGAAAGGAAAUGAAACGUGUUUGUUUUCUGAUUUAGGGGCAUUAGAGGUUCGCUGUGAUUGGUGUUUUAAGCUUUUCCUCUGCUGCUGUGAAAUCUGAAUGUAUUUUUUUACUGAGAACAGAGUUUGUGUCUGACAUACCUGAUUCUGGAAGCUGGGGCAUGAGAACACUCAGUUUCUGUGGUGUUCACCAUGAAAAAACAACAGAUUAUCAGGUGCAUCUGAAAAGAACUUCAUUCAGCCUUUGGUGUAAGAAUGUACAACCAUUUGGGGUAAGAAUGGGGCCAAAAAACCUGCCAGCUCCAUCUUCAUUUCCAUGUGUGGAAGUUGUAACUAGAGGAUGCCAACAUCAGCUUGGUGGUGGAUGGAGCAGCUGUGUCACACCUUCAAGGGUAUAAACGCUGUAUAUGAUUGUAUUGAUGACAUGGGAAUAAUGUGCUUUGUGGGCCGUCAGAAUUCUUUGGGGUUUGGGGUUUUUUGUUGUGGUAGCAGUCAAUGAUUUCCCUGCUAGCACUUUCUGUGUAUUAUAGGUCUUUCUAUAAUGUAAGUAUAGUUUUGAUACUGGUUUUGUAACCAUGGAGUUGACUUGUAUGGAAAAAAAAGUGCUGUUCGUUUGCUUUCUUUGCAUUUUUUGAGCAAAGGGGUUUGCAUGUCUCUGCAGACCACACUGUAUUGCUUUGAAGUGUCACAAAUGAAAACUAAGUCAAUAUUUUUAAUGCUCUAAGUGGACUGUAAAUAAAAGCAGUGUAAUCUG
Strigops habroptila (Kakapo) is the source of this 1835-nucleotide messenger RNA. It is a transcript of the gene C10H1orf115, whose product is annotated as chromosome 10 C1orf115 homolog. Bases 63 to 488 code for a protein of 141 amino acids. The record is from RefSeq and is a predicted model, not a curated record. Lineage: Eukaryota; Metazoa; Chordata; Aves; Psittaciformes; Psittacidae. The transcript has 2 exons.